Molecule: messenger RNA, 2536 nt
Organism: Hyla sarda
Lineage: Eukaryota; Metazoa; Chordata; Amphibia; Anura; Hylidae
Gene: DARS2
Product: aspartyl-tRNA synthetase 2, mitochondrial
Biological process (GO): aspartyl-tRNA aminoacylation
Cellular component (GO): cytoplasm; mitochondrion
Molecular function (GO): ATP binding; nucleic acid binding; aspartate-tRNA ligase activity
Source: RefSeq, a predicted model, not a curated record
ACAGGUAAUGCUUCAUAUAUAACAGUGAAAAAGGUUUAUUACACAAACGAAACAUGAACAUAUAUACAAUACUGUAAGGACAAUACCAAAAUAUUAAAAAACCACAAACUCAAAGUGCUUUGCCUGUUAAUGGAUUCAGGGCCAGUGUCAGGGUAAUGCAUAUGGAUCAUAAUCCGUAUGGGCUUAUGUGUGAUGACUGGUGCAAAGUAAAGCAGAUUCCAGCUCAUCCCAAUAUGUAACUGGUUGCUACUGGUAACACCUGAGAUUUCCAUAGAUAAGCCUUAGAUUUCACAGCCGCCGUUGGACAAUGGCAGGAAGCAGGAAUGACGUCUUUACACGAGGGGGCUGAACAUAAUGGACAAAGUCUCAUACAUCUGUGAGCUCAGUAAUGGAUGUUAUUGAUCGCCAGCUCUGUGAUGAAUCCCAGCACUCUUAUAAGGUAGUCCUUACUGCAGGACAUGUUCCUAGUGCUCAGAGACUUUCAUGGGCUGAUCCAGGUUAUUCUUCCUUCAGAUGAGGUUGGCUCCGGGCUAAAGGAAACGCUAAGUGCAGUCCCAUUGGAGUCUGUGCUGAUGGUGACAGGUACGGUCAUACCCAGGCCAUCUGGUCAAGAGAAUUUGAAUAUGUCCACAGGAGCGGUCGAGGUCCAAGCAAAGGAAGUUCAUGUCCUCAACAUCUCCAGAAAGUUACCAUUCGAGAUAAAAGACUCUGUGAAGAAGUCGGAGUCGCUGAGAAUGCAGUACCGGUACCUGGACAUCCGCAGCGCCCAGCUCCAGUACAACCUCAGGCUGAGGUCCAGGAUGGUGAUGAAGAUGAGGGAGUAUCUGUGUAACCAGCAUGGGUUUGUGGAUGUGGAGACCCCCACCCUCUUCAAGAGAACACCCGGGGGUGCCAAGGAAUUUUUGGUGCCUACCCAGGAGCCUGGCAAAUUUUACUCCUUACCCCAGAGCCCACAACAGUUCAAGCAGCUUCUCAUGGUUGGUGGCUUGGACAGAUACUUUCAGGUAGCCCGUUGCUAUCGAGAUGAAGGAUCAAGACCAGACCGACAGCCAGAAUUCACACAGGUUGAUAUUGAAAUGUCCUUUGUGGAGCAGCCGGGGAUCCAGAAGCUGAUAGAAGGUUUAUUGCGAUAUUCUUGGCCUGAAGAGAAAGGAACGCUCCCUGAUCCAUUCCCAGUCAUGACUUACGCCGAAGCCAUGAACAGCUAUGGAGUAGAUAAGCCUGACACUCGCUUUCAGAUGAAGAUCACUGAUGUGACGGCGCAGAUGAGAAACAUGUCUGUGGGAUUUGUGCAAGACGCUCUCAGUAAAUCCAGUGGAUGUGUAAAAGCCAUAACAGUCCCAGGGGGAGCGAUUUAUCUGAAGGGAAAAGCAUUGGAUUCCAUCUUGCGGAUGAUCAGGGAGCAGCAUGAACAGGAUGUCAUGGCGGUUGUAGUUAGAUCAGAUGGUUCCUGGAAAUCUCCUCUUGGGAAGAAUCUCAGUGAAGAACUGCAAAAAGCUCUUACAGGAGCCACAGGAGCGAAGGCUGAAGAUCUAGUGCUGCUGGCGGCGGGGUCACGUGACGCCGCUUGCAGUGCGUUAGGCAAGCUACGCCUUGAAAUCGCCUCUCGGCUAGAAGAAAGUGGGGUGCCCCUCCGUGACCCCAACGCUUUCCACUUCUUGUGGGUGGUGGACUUUCCCCUCUUUCUUCCUAAAGAAGAGAAUCCGGAGGAGCUGGAAUCCGCCCACCAUCCAUUCACCGCUCCCCAUCCGGAAGACACGGAGCUUCUGUACACAGACCCUGCUAAGGUUCGUGGCCAGCACUAUGACCUGGUCCUAAAUGGGAAUGAAGUUGGUGGCGGCUCAAUUCGGAUUCACAAUUCAGAACUUCAGCGUCUGGUUCUCCAAGAUAUCCUAAAGGAAGAUGUGAGCCUCCUAUCACACCUUCUACAGGCCUUGGAGUCUGGAGCGCCCCCUCAUGGUGGGAUCGCUUUAGGAUUAGAUCGUCUCCUUUCCAUCAUUGUCGGAGCGCUGAGUAUACGUGAUGUCAUCGCCUUCCCUAAAUCGUUCCGGGGUCACGACCUUAUGAGUAACGCCCCGGACUAUGUAUCGGCUGAGGAUCUGCGGUCCUAUCACAUACAGGUCACAUCCAAGUAAUGGAGCCGGGGCCAAUGGAGACCAUCAGGACACUGGACGGAGAGAAAUGGUUCUUGGUUACACGCUGGGAUCUUCCUGUGUAUAAUGGCGGUCACAUGUAAUGACUGCUCGGAGAGUCACGCGCUCGUCAUGUGCUACGUGAAGAGAAACCGUUUGAGGGAUUUGCACUUUAUAAUAGUUUUAGGUGUGUCUCUAUGGUAAACCAGUUCUGGCAGGAUUACAUCAUUGUUAAAGAGGCUGAAUACCAUGAAACUCGGCGCCGGAUGAAAAAUCUACCUCCAUUCUGAACACCUGAAAGCUCCUUGGCCUUAUAUCCAGUCUUCUCCGACCCCGAAAGCUUACCCACUGUGGGAUUAAAGGGGUACUACCGUGAAAAACUAUUUUUUUUUUUUUUUUAUCAA